GGUGUCAUCAAGUCAUAACCUAUUUUUUCUGUUUUGGAAGCCCUAUCAAAAUUUUCAGUGGAAUUCACAAUGAUAAAGCGUACCAUAUUCUAUUUAUUGGUUGUAAACUACUUGUUGUUCGCGCAAGGGAAGGGAACAAGGGUUGGUAAUUUUUUGGCAACUACUAUGAUGACACUGACAUACUUCCCAAUAUGCUGGAAUUAUAGUUUUUACAUCAGUCCAGCCUGUUGAAGUCUCUACAGUCCAAAUUACAUACAAACAGAAACAAGAGCCUCCGCCCAAUGGUACAUACAAUGUUCCCAGCAAUUGCAAGUUCCCAUUUGGCUAUGAGCAACAGAUAAAUGUUAACGAUCUAGAUAAUCAUACUAACAAAGUACACUGUGUCGAGGGUAAAGAUUUGAAUGCCCUGGAGGGUAAAUGCCCAUUGGAUCCUACAAACGGAUCUUUAAUGGACCCGUAUCAAUUUUGCCCAUCAGUGCCGGUAGUUCCGCCCCCACACGAGAUUAUCUUCAGUUCUAGCGGCAUCCCACAACCUGAACUACAGUGUAAAAAGUGCGAUUUGAGACUAACCGAAGACGGGAAAGCCGUAGUCGUUGAAUGUUUUCAGUGCUACGACAUCCCUGCUCCAUCUAGAGAAGCGAACAAAACUCAAAGAAACAUAUUGUAUAAAGCAUAUUUCCUUGAAAUAGCAAACUACACGACUGUCCAGGUAGUUGGAGCUGAGCAUUUCGAUUUGAUCAACUGAAGUGGUCACGUCUUUGAUAAUUGCGCUUUGACUGACUCGUGUUGAGGUUAUGUGUAUUAUGUGUUCAUUUUGGAAUUUGGAAGUUGUGAGUGAAGUAUUUUAAAAGCAAACAUGUGGAGAUCAAAGGUAACAAAAUUAAUAAGACUACAAACAGGUUGCCCAACAUACAGAUACAGUUCACAACUGGCAAGACAGAAAUUAUCCACAGAAUCGUCUGACGUCCAGCUUUUCAAAGAGGGGCAGGAAUACCAUGGAUUCUUAGUAAAAUCUAUUGAAGACAUAUCUGAAUUCAGAAUCACAGCAGUGCUUAUGCAACAUGAAAAAACUAAAGCCCAGUACCUGCAUUUGUUCCGCAAUGAUACGAAUAAUACAUUUUCUGUCAAUUUUCGGACAACGCCAAUGAACAGCUCUGGGCAGCCCCAUAUUUUGGAACAUACUGUGCUGUGUGGAUCAGAGUUAUACCCAGUUAGAGAUCCAUUUUUUAAAAUGUUAAGUCGAUCACUGGCUACUUUUAUGAAUGCCAUGACUGGGCCAGAUUUAACCAUGUAUCCAUUUAGCUCCCAAAAUUAUUCAGAUUUCAGAAAUCUGCAAAGGAUAUACUUGGACGCGGUUUUCAGACCAUUACUUAAAGAGCCAGAUUUCAGACAAGAAGGUUGGCGAUUAGAACAUACAGACCCACAAGACAUAAAAAGUUCGAUCAUGAUAAAAGGGGUGGUCUACAAUGAAAUGAAGGGCGUAUUUUCAGAAAACGAAAAUAUCAUUGGACAAAGGAUACAAUGUGCAAUAUUACCUGACCACACAUAUGGAGUGAUAUCUGGUGGGGAUCCGAAAGAGAUUCCUAACCUUUCAUAUAGUGACUUGGUGAAGUUUCACAAGGAACAUUAUCAUCCUAGCAAUGCUAGGUUUUAUUCUUAUGGGAAUUUUCCAUUGUUGCCCUCUUUGGAAUAUAUUAACAAUGAAUAUUUGUGCAAAUACGCUUACUCUCCCAUGUCGCAUACUCAGGUUCCACAUCAGAAAAGAUGGACAGAACCAAAAAAAGAACAUAUAACCUGCAGGUAUGACUCCAUGGGCGAUGUUAUAGAAAAGCAAAAUACUGUUACCAUCAGUCUAUUACUGUCAAGUAACACCAAUGUAUAUGAAACCUUCUUGAUGCAAUUUUUGACAGAGCUCCUGAUUAAAGGUCCAAAUUCUCCAUUUUACAAAUCCAUGAUUGAACCGAACUUUUCUGGAGGUUUUACCCCUUCUACUGGAUUUGAUACUCAGCCUAAGGACUGUAUUUUCACCAUUGGUCUACAAGGAGUCAAAAAUGAUGACUUUGACAAGGUGGUAAAAAUAUAUGAAGAUACAGUUGCCAGCAUAGUCGAGAACGGUUUCGAAUCUCAACACAUUGAGUCCGUCCUUCACAGAUUCGAAUUAUCUGUCAAACAUGAAACGAGUAACUUUGGUCUGCACUUGCUAUUUGGACUAACGCCCACAUGGAAUCACACGGAGGAUAUCGUGAACUCCCUGAAAGUGAACGAAAUGAUAGAUAGUCUGAAAAUGCAUUUGAAAAACGAUCCGAAGUAUCUGCAGCAGCAGGUGGAGAAAUAUUUCAAGAACAACACUCAUAAGUUGAUAUUGACCAUGUCAGCGGAUAAGUCCUUUGAAGAAAAGUUAGCUAAAGAGGAAAAGCAGCUGAUUAAGAAGAAGACAAAGAAGCUGUCCGACGUCGACAAAAAGUCCAUCUUUGAUAAAAACCAAGAACUCCUGAAAAUUAUGCAAGAACCUGCGAAAACAGAACUACUUCCCACUUUGACCAUAGACGAUAUUAGCGACAGCGUCGAGAGAGUGGACAAAGUCCAAGUGACACUGAAUCAUGUCCCCACCCAGAUCAACAGGGUUAAUUCUAACGGAAUCGUGUAUUUCAAGGCAAUUCUGAACACGAAUGAACUGUCACCAGAGCAACAAAUGAUGCUACCAUUGUUUUGUUACGUGAUCAGUAAAUUGGGCACAGAUAAAAUGAACUUUAGGGAGUUUGAUAGUUUGGUUAAUAGAAAGACGGCAGGGUUGAGCUUCCAGAACCAUAUAGGGGAAAGCCUGUUUCAUUUGCACACGUACGAACCUGGAAUGUAUUUGUCAAGUUAUUGUCUAGAAAAGAAUGCAGACAGUAUGUGGGACAUUUGGAAUCAAAUAUUCACAAUAACCGAUUUGAAAGAUAUAUCGCGAUUUCAAAUGCUGGUUCAGCUUUAUAUGGCAAAUUUGACACAUGGCAUCGUUGAUUCAGGUCAUAUUUAUGCCAUGCAAGCCGCGUCUAGUCUAGUCUCUGGAUCUGCAUACCAAAUAGAGCAACUUUCAGGUCUUCAGCAUAUAUCUUAUAUGAAGAGGCUAAUACAUACAUCAAAUUUCAAAGCAAUUUUAGAUGAAAUACUCAAUAUUGCGAAGAUACUGUUUGAUAAGAAGAAAAUGAGGGUAGCGCUGAAUAUCUCUCCUGACAGUCAAACCUCGGUACUUCGAAGUUUCGAAAACUUCAUAAUGGGUCUCCCUGACGUGCCAGCAACUUUAAAUACAGACAGUGACAGUGUAUAUGUCACUGGCAAGAAACAUGUCUCUACCCGCGGCGUAUGCAUCUACCGAAGCAUACAUAGCAGAUUGCCUAGGCUUCCUAAAAUCAUAUCAGUGGCUAUAUAACUAUCACAAUACUCAUGUGCUGGUGAAAAAUGUAUUCAAAAACUUUCCUUGCGAAUGGAUGGAUUAUUUUAAGAAUAUUUCAAAUGAGGAAUUGAACUUGUUUCCUUUAAAUCAGUUAAAGAAAGACUGUCCCAAAAGUUUUCAAGACUUAUUAGAUAAAAUUAGUUCACUGAAGCCAAAUAUCGAAGUAGAACAUUUUGAAUGUCAAGUUGAACCUUCUUGCAACUAUUCUGGAUUAAGUCAGAAGAAACUGCAUGAAAUUUUGAGACUAGCAGCUUUCAUAGAUAAGAUUUGUAGACAACAAAAUUUGGAUUUUGUUUUAGAUAUCGGGUCUGGUUUGGGUUAUCUUUCGCACCUUCUCAACUUCAAAUACAGUCACAGAGUCUUGGGGAUUGAAUGUAAACCAGAUUUUGUCAAGUUGGCUUACGCAAAUCAAGAAAAACAUCACCCAAACUGUCAUAAUCUAGUGAAAUUCGAAGAACACUUUAUAUCUUCUCAAUCAGCAAGCAAACUAACUGACCUAUACGAAACACAUUUUGUGUCACAGGGACUUAGAUCUGGCUGUUUAGUAGGCCUUCACGCAUGUGCUGAUUUGAGCAUAUGCAUUUUAGGGAUAUUCUCCAAACUUGAGUUUUCAAAAUGUUUGGUGAUAAUGCCAUGUUGUUACCACCGGAUAGAACUAGAAGAUGAAAACGAAAAUAGGGAGUGUUUUAAAAACUUUCCCUCCAGUGCAAAGUUCAGGAAUAUAUUCAACGAAUAUGAGGCAGACACAUACAUCCGAAGACCAUUUUUGAGACUGGCAUGCCAACAAACCCUUAAUAGUUUUAUUAAUAUGUCAGAAGCUGAACAUGAGGAGCAUGCAUUCAGCUUCAUGUCUAGAGCCAUCUUGCAAGAAGUUACAGAAAUAGUUACAGAUCUUUGAGUUUCAUCCUCUACGCUAAGGAUUGAAUCAGGGAUUCGAUUAACACGGUUGAGGAGGUGGACCAACCUAAAUUGAGUGAAGAAUGUCAGGUACAUCGCCAACAUCGCAAGUCACCAAAAAUACAAAAUUCCGGAUCAUUGGAUGACCGUUUUGAAAUUUAUUUGACAAACUUGAAAAACAGCCAUCAAAUCAGUGGUCCUCCAGAUUUUGAUUAUGAACGCUUUUUGGAAAAAAUGAGACUUGAAUGGGAGCAACAGAAAGGAAACAUAGCUAUAUUUGAAGCACUUACAGGUCUGCAAGCGGCUUUACAAGGGCUCUGCGAAAAUUUGGUUCUGUUGGAUAGAGUAGAAUUUCUCAAGGAGAAAGGAAUGAGAUGUGAAGUUAGAAAAAUUGCAGAUGAAAGGGUAUCUCCCAGGUGUUUCGCUAUUUGUGCCUUCAAAUAAUAGUAGACAAUUGUUUGUAUGGCAAAAAAAGAUGAAUCCUUCACGGCGAUUUUUUACAUCAUUAGUAUAAAAAAAUCUGAUAUAUCUUUCAAACUAAGUCUCUAGCAAGAAAAUGAGGCCAAUAUUAGUCCGUUUGAUUGAGCCAAAGUUGGAGGGCAGGUCGUUAAAAAAGGCUUUUUCCUCAAAAGAAUUAGUAACAAUAAUACAUAGUCUAAUCGUAAUAGCAAAUUUCCCCGAAAUAAUUGUAAAGUCUGGUUUUAUUGAUGGAAGUUAUUGAAGGGGGUAUUUAAAACAUGGACGCAUAAAACCGGUACACCUAUUUUUGUGGCAAAGCUUUUUAUUCAACAACAAAUAAUUAGAUUGUUUUUUGUGUUAGCAGGAACGAAAAACUCU
Messenger RNA from Acanthoscelides obtectus, 5170 nucleotides. The record is from the annotation of a GenBank genome assembly. Lineage: Eukaryota; Metazoa; Arthropoda; Insecta; Coleoptera; Chrysomelidae.